CACGCUACGCACUCACGUCCGCUCCCCCUGAAUGUCAGCACCAUGCAUGUAUCAUGGUGCACUAAAAAUUCAGAUCUCAAACAGCUCAAACAGCAGCUUAAACGUAUUGUGUAGGGCUUCCGGGGAUCCUGUACCGCGACUUAACAUCUAAGUAGAUGAUAAAAGAGGAGGUGGAGAGCAGCCCUGAACUUGAAGAUGAGGCGUCUGUCACGGAGGAAAGCUCUGAGUUUGGUGAGGGAGCUGGACGCUUUCCCCAAAGUGUCAGACAGCUACGUGGAGACGUCAGCCUCAGGUGGGACAGUGUCGCUGAUAGCUUUUGGUGCCAUGGCUCUUCUGGCUAUUUUGGAGUUCUUUGUUUAUAGAGACACUUGGAUGAAGUAUGAAUAUGAAGUUGACAAGGAUUUUACCAGUAAAUUGAGAAUAAACAUUGACAUUACAGUUGCCAUGAAAUGCCAGCAUGUUGGAGCAGACAUUCUGGACCUGGCAGAGACCAUGAUCACAUCCAGUGGCCUCCAGUACGAACCGGUUAUUUUUGAACUAUCUCCACAACAGAGACUGUGGCAAAGGACGUUGCAUCUCAUACAGAACAGGCUGAGAGAGGAACACGCUCUUCAGGAAGUCCUCUACAAAACUCUCCUGAAAGGAGGUCCCACUGGCCUGCCGCCACGGGAGGAUGCCCCUAUGGAGCCGCUCAUGGCUUGCAGGAUACACGGGCAUGUCUACGUCAAUAAGGUAGCAGGAAACCUACACAUCACUGUGGGAAAGCCCAUUCACCAUCCUCAGGGUCAUGCCCAUAUCGCAGCUUUUGUGAGCCACGAGACGUACAACUUCUCCCAUCGAAUAGACAAUUUAUCUUUUGGGGAGGAGAUACCGGGCAUCAUCAAUCCUCUCGACGGCACAGAGAAAAUCACCUAUAACAAUAACCAGAUGUUCCAGUACUUCAUCACAGUGGUUCCAACCAGACUGAACACAUACAAGAUAUCUGCAGACACACACCAGUUUUCUGUGACUGAGCGGGAGAGGGUGAUAAACCACGCAGCGGGCAGUCACGGCGUUUCCGGCAUUUUUGUCAAGUACGACACCAGCUCUCUGAUGGUGACUGUCAGCGAGCAGCAUAUGCCACUGGGGCAGUUCCUGGUGCGACUGUGCGGCAUUAUCGGGGGUAUAUUCUCCACGACAGGCAUGCUCCACGGGCUUGUUGGCUUCUGUUUUGAUGCUAUCUGCUGUCGCCUCAAACUUGGAGUCUACAGGCCCAGAGAGGAUGUCCAGCUACACAACCAGAUGAACAAUCUAAACAAUCACCAGACUCCUUUGUUGGCUGACAAUGGUCCUCAGGACUAGCUGUUUCCAUGACCAGGCUUAUGGUCAUCACCAAAUGUCAUCAAUAUGCCAUUAAAUUGUGUUCAUUCUACUUAAGGUAAAGCCGUAUGUUAAACACUGUAAACUUGCAAAUAGGAAGUUCACAUCAGAUUGUUGUGUUGCCUUUGGCUGCAGUUAUAUUAGUUUGAAGAUUUCCUUUCUGUGAUGGGGUUUGUUCCUUGAGAAAUAGAGUGGGCUUUCUGUUCCACAUGCUGUACAGCACAUACAGCACAUUGUUUGUACUGACUUUAAAGUUUAAAUAUCCACAAAUUCAAAAAUACAAGUAAGGAUUUAUUUCAAAAGAUUUGGGUGUGCAAAACAUUUAAAAUAGUCAGUUAAGUCACAAAAAGAUGUGGAUGGUCUCUAAUUUAGUAUUGUGUCAUCCCAAUAGUUGUAAUAGCUUGUAAUGAGCUCUAUGUAGCUGAAAUGCAGGCAUUUUAAAAACCUUUAUCAAAAGGCCAAAAGAAUGAGUUUUAACGGGACUGGUAAUUUUAAAGUUUGGUAAAGAAACUACUUGGUGAGGUAGAAGUAAAGUUUAUUGCGGUGCAGCACACUUGCAAUUCUAAAUAAUUUCAGUUUUGCCAAGCAGAUUGAACAGUGAAUAAAAAGUGGUCAGACAUUU
This is a messenger RNA of Etheostoma cragini (Arkansas darter), 1981 nucleotides long. Its product is annotated as endoplasmic reticulum-Golgi intermediate compartment protein 2-like. The transcript has 14 exons. Lineage: Eukaryota; Metazoa; Chordata; Actinopteri; Perciformes; Percidae. The record is from RefSeq and is a predicted model, not a curated record. Gene Ontology annotation, biological process: endoplasmic reticulum to Golgi vesicle-mediated transport; retrograde vesicle-mediated transport, Golgi to endoplasmic reticulum. The coding region runs from base 196 to 1341 and encodes 381 amino acids. Gene Ontology annotation, cellular component: membrane; COPII-coated ER to Golgi transport vesicle; endoplasmic reticulum.